AUGGAGCCCUCCGUGGUACCCUGCGAUCCUUACCCACCAGGAAUGCUUCUUAGGGAGACCAAACAGGAAGUCCCCAGCCUUGAGUAUGACGUGAAGGAUAAUCAACCAGAUGCAGGCGGAACUUUGACGUCAAACAUGGUUGGACGAAUAUCGGGGUCAGAGCACGUUAUGCAGCCACAAAGUGGGGAAAGAAACUCAUUCAUUUCUAUCACACCAGUGAUUUCACGGGCGACCAAGGUAAAGCCCCCACCGACAUGGUUGCCCGAUGACUGGUACUACGAAGACAUCGAGAGGAAAUCGGGUAGAUCAAUUGGUAAAAUAGACCGGGUACUCCUCUGAACCUAGUACCUUAUUUGGUACAGACACUCCUGUUUCGUGUUAACUACUUUCCUGAGCAUCUUGUUUUACAAUUGCAUGUCCCUUUCUCUUAGAUUAUGCCUGUCAAUAUGUUUCUUAUACAAUUAUGUUCAAAGAUUUCUUCGUCGAGACAUAACGGUUCUAGGUAGUGUUGGGCCUAGCAACAUGGGGGGGUGGGGGUGAGGAAGGAGGUGGCGGUAUUGAAUUUGUGCGUACUCAGCGACAGACUCAGAUGAGCUAUACCACUGGUUCAGGUAGUUGUGUAUGUGGGUACUAUGAGUUGCGAUGCAGAAGUAUUUCCAGACAACCUGAGACUUCGGAGAAUCCCACCUUCGGCUCACAAUAAAACUGCACUAUAAAUCAUGGGUACUAUGAUAUGCUAUACCCUAAGGUUACCCUCAAUAAUUUCGAGAAAACGGAUAAUAGUUCGUGAUUGUGGAACGAUGAUGAGGAAAUCUUCUCUUCACCUAUAUCAUCAUCAUUUCUUCAUAGAAGUGUUGCACCUGACCCUCAGUCUUGGCUCUUCCUGUUUGAACAUAUCUUCUUGAAGGUCAUUACUAAGCAAAGCACAAUCCACUGGUGCCAAUUCAGAUGGGACAGAAGUCUCAAGAUAUAUGUGCUUUCGGUAACGUUUUUGCCUAGAGAAACUAAGACUAAGCCAUUGGCAACUAGGCUUGCUUGCACAACAAAAUGUUUCUCUUAAAAAGUUCAUUCCCUUUAAUCUUCAUAAUAUUUGUUCUUACUACAGUAAGAUAGCUGUAACUAUUUCAACUUUUACUAGUUUAGCCAUCAUCUAAUAAUUCUAUUGUUAAUCCAUAAUCAUUAGAUUUUCUUCUCUAAGACAAACUCUUCUCCUUAUUCAUAUUGGACAUAGUUUGUUUCAAAGGUACACAAUUAACUUCAAAUCUUGUAACCAUCUUUCUAUGGUAAGAAUUGCUCAAGUAAAAUUUGUAGUGUCUUUCUUGACUUUCUAUUUCCAUUUCCAUGCAAUUGAUGAUGUUAGUAGAAAGGUCAUGGUAACUUAGUCAUUUUAAGCGCCCAUAGUUUUCUAGUGCUGAGAUAGCAUGCAAUUUUGACCACCAUGUGGAACCUAAUUCCAUCACCACCACCAAAUUGGCAUGAAAUUUUUCUCAAUUUUAUUUAUGAUUUUUUAGAUAUUGGCAUUGUCUUAUGAGCCAUACUAAAGGAUGAUGCUCAAAUCAUUUGUCCUUGGUUCAAAACUAUUGUUGAAGUGAAGUUUAGUAACCCAUUAAACAUAUCAAAGUAGUAAAUCUUUAUCAUCUGAAAGUACACGUUCAUUUGAAACUAUGCCGUUUUGGUUUAAUCAAUGUAAAAUAAUGAUUGAAGAAUUUAUUCUUUUCUUUUCCUAGUAUGUUUCUCUAAGAAAUUUUACUUCUCUAACUACAUAUAAAUCCUAUUAAACUACAACAGCCUCCCAUUAUCUUUAUAUUAUUGUGCUAAUCUUGCAUCUUGUAGUAUUCCCAACUAGAACGAAAACCAGUAGAAUAAAUGUAUUUAUCUACAAAAAAAAUUAUUUAGUUUCACAAAUACUUUGAAUGCUACUCAAUUCCUUAAUACAAUUUUUACAUCUAAUGGCAUCUAUGUUCCAUUUAAGGGUUUUAAUAUAGACACACCAUUCAUACACAUUAUUUUUCUCAACAUUUCUGUAUGUUGAGACUUGCAUAAUUGAUAUCACUUGGAAAACAUUCUAAACUAUGAUAUAUUCCACAUUAUCCACUAUCCGAGUUCCAAUAUAGGUCCCGAUUCUUUAUAACUAAUACCAUUUUUAUACCUUAGAUAUCACAACCACAAAGGUAUGUUGGCUAACUAGGGUAGGAUAGAAGUUCAAGAAAUGUGGGAAGGUUGUUUUGGGGUUUCCUAUCAAACCACAUGAGAAGGUAUAGAUUGUCAAAGAAAGUUUGAACUUCAGACUCUUAGUAGAAUGUGUAGGGAAUUCGUGAGUAGACUGAUAAUGUUGAUUUUGAGGAUCAUUUUGUAGUGUACACCAAAAAUGAACAUAGGUUAAAGAAUUUGGUCUAACGGGCCAAAUUAAAGUCUUGGGCUAAACAUUUAGGCUUGAAUGAAGAAGAUGUCAUCAACAUAUAUUUCAACUAUCAACGCAUGAUUUUCCUUAGUUUAAGGUUUUUUGUUAAUUUUGACACAAGAUUAUGCUCUUUUGAAAUUAUGAAACCAAGGAAUUGUUGGCUACUAAUCUUCUCUUAUUAUUAAAACUUUUCCUUCCAAAACUAACUUAUUUUUGAAUACCCAUUUGGUGCUAGUUUUAGAUCUAUUUAAGUAAACAUAGGGUCAAAAACUUUGUAAUUUAAAAUUUAUCCAGCUCUUCUCUCAUUGAUCAAAUUUAAUUUUUAUUCUCUAAUACUUUCUCUGAAUUUUGGAGGCUAGUGCAAAUUAAGUAUGCUCUUUUCUAAUCUAAGAUUUAGUUUUCACUCUUUCAACAUUUCUUAUGAUGUGAUCCUUUGGAUAAUUUCUUACAAAAUUUCAAAAUUUUACUAGAUCAUUUUUCCUUGUUAAAUGAUUGAUUUGAGGAAGUUUUGCAUCUUCUUUAAUCAAUAUUUUUCUGAAAUUCCACCUUAAGAAUAUAUUGUUCAUCUGUAGGAAUCUUUCUUACUAUUAUCUUUAAUAAAAUUCAUCUUAAUUUAUUCUACAACAACAAUGGUUCAUUUGUUGAAAAUUAUACAAGCUCAAAAGUUAUUUGAAUAUCCCAGAAAUAUACCUUCAUUAUUCACAUCAAUUUUUUUAUAGUUUUUCAAUUGUGUUGUUAAGAUUAGGACAUUUAAAUAAAAAAGGCUUAAGAUAUCCAAUAUUUAGGUUAUUACCCUUGAUCAUGUAGCAUGCUGUAUUAAUUGAUGCCACCCAAAGGUAUCUUGGCAUUUUUUCCAGUUAGUAUUGUCUUAGAAAUAUGCAAUAAGCUUAUGUUUUUUGUCUCUAAGACACCAUUAUUCUUUGGAGUUCAUGUAAUAAAUGGUUCAUGCAAUAUUUCAUUGUUAUCAUGAAAUUUAAGACAACUCAAAGCUUCUUCUAGACUAUAAAUCAUCCAUAAUCAAAGCUCAUAAAUUUUCUUAUCUAGAUUUGGUAUAUGAAGAGAUCUAUUUUUGAUUUCUAUAGGUUGGGCUUUUAUUUUUUUUAUGCACUUUUUAAAUUCAUCUUAUAUUAUCAUCCUAUGUUGUACAUUUUAUUAUUGUCAAACCAUCAUUUCCUAUCAACUAUAUUAUGAAAAACCAUUACUUUCUUUCCUAUAGUAUACUUGCCAAAAUAUCUUAAGCUUACCACAUGCAAGCAACUUACCACCAACCUACUACAAACUAGCCAAUCUAUACAUUCAUUCUCUUAACUUUCGUAUGCAUGUUGAAACAUCUAUUAUGUGAUUUUGAAUCAAAACUUUGAAGAGUUAUCAGAUUUUUCCCUUAGGAAUAAUAGAGUAAUAUAAUUUUAGACAUCAAUGAAGGUGUGUUAUGUUUUUGCAGUAUUAUUACCAGAAGGGAUUGAAUCGAAAAUUCAGGUCAAUGUUAGAAGUGCUAUCAUACAUCAAACUUCAAAAGGAACAAACUGAAUGCGAAAUGAGGAAGAUCAAGUCCACCACAUCUACCAAUAAAGGAACUUGUUUUCCUUCAAUCAUCCAAGUUAAACAUCUCAUGUACUUUUAUGUAGGUUUCUUCAUCAUGAAGUUGCAUAAUCCUCUAAUCUAUACUUCACAUGUCCAUUGUAGGAAAUUGAUGCAACUUCUUGCCAAACUUGCAAAGGUAUGUUAAUAUUUCCACAAGGGCAAACAUUUUAUCAUAUACCUAUCCCAAAGACUGGAGUAAUGAAGGUGUGGGACAAAACAAAAGGAUGCCAUUCAGAUUCCUUCACAAAUAUGAUCAGGUUAUAAUUUCAAUUUUCCUCUCCAUUUACUUGUUGUAAAUACACCUUGGGUAGAUUACAAUAUCACUUGCAUCUUUUAUUUCAUCAUUACAUAAUGCUUUUAUUCAAGAAAUUAGCCACAUUAAACUUCUAAAAUUCACAUUUAAAUUAUUCAAAUGUAUUGGUUUCUCUAUGUUUUUUUCCCAGCUAACAAAGUGAAAUUGUCAGAGUAUGUGACACAAGCAAUGUUGGAUCGACUUCUGGUGUGGAUAUACCUUCUUCAUCCAUUAAGGCCGAAAACACUUGGCAAGGGCAUCAUUGUCACCACUCAACAUCAAAAGAGACUCGCAAUUAGCAUUUAUUUUCAUUCAUGAUUUCUACUGAGGUAUCAAGCAAUCUUGUGUGCAUGCAGUACAUUAAACAAAUUACUGCACAAGAAUUAUGAAAUAAAUAGUUUUUUUUCUCAUAAAUAAUAUCCAUAAUGAUGCUUCAUUAUGGAUAUAUAUACAUUUUUUCUUAUGUUGCAGUGUUUAUUAAUUGUACUAAAUGAGUGAAUAUAAGUCCCAAGAGUAAGACCCCUCAAAGGAAAGGCAUACUCAAGGGGUGUUGAGCUAUUAUACAAAUCAUGGGUGAUAUUUUAAAAGUUGGAUUAAUCUUGGGUACAUGAAUGGUUGAAUUGCUUUGACCUAAAUUAUUUAUGCUAAAAAGGAAAUAGAUAAAAGAUUUACUACACCACAUGAUAUUUUGCAUUUGUUUGGUCAAGCCCCAUGUCUACUCUUCCAAGCCUCCCCCCAAGUACUUUAAUUAUGUCGAUGUUGACAAAGUACCAAUUAUACCUAUAUUUUAAAGCCUUUAUUUAGUUGAGUAAAUGACUUAAAAAUCUUCUUGCACAUGUGAUGUUCUCAUGAGAAGGUUAAUGAACAUCCAUAAAGACAUAAUCUUGUGCAAUCUUUUGGACUCGAAAACCAGGUUGUUAAAGACUUAGUUUAUUUUGUGGAUCUUAUUGCUAGUAUACUUUAGGACAUUAUACAAUCAUAAAUGCCCAAACAUCCAUUAA
Molecule: messenger RNA, 5275 nt
Organism: Spirodela intermedia
Lineage: Eukaryota; Viridiplantae; Streptophyta; Magnoliopsida; Alismatales; Araceae
Source: the annotation of a GenBank genome assembly